AUGCCAGCAUGCGUCUGCAGCUGGGUGAAGCAGCACCCACACUGGGUGUAGCACCCUGGCUCCCAGCACCUUGGUGUCCAUUUGGUGUUAGGGGUGUCCCAGCACCCUGGUGUCAGCUUGGUGUUACUGGCAUCAGCCGCCUCCCAGCACCCUGCUGUCACUUUGGUAUCACCAGGGGCUGGCCAGUCCCAGCCUGCAGCAGGGAGAGGUAGGUGAGAAGGUGGCACCUAAUAGGUGCCUGGUACUGGGGACACCUUGGGGACAGUGGGACAGUGGCAUCUCUGGGACUGGCCUGCUCGGAGGUCCCUCACCCAUUCCCCUCCCCCCACGUGUGGACAGGGACAGCUGUGGGGACCCCAGGGGACAGGCAUGGGGACAGGAUCAUGCGUGGGGACAUCCUGGCAAUGGAGGCGUAUGUAGGGACAGGGACAGAUAUGGGGACAGGAUCAUGGGUGUGGGCAUCUUGGCGAUGGGGACAGGUCCAUGGCUGGGUACAUCCUGGCAAUGGGGACACAGGGGGACAGGGACAUAUAUGGAGACGUGGGGGAUGAGGUUGGGUAUGGGGACAGGGAUGGGCAUGGGGACACUCGGGGAGUGGGGACAGGGACAUCUAUGAGGCUAGGGACACAAAUGGGGACACCCUGCGGAUAAGCAUGUGUGGGAGCAGGGACACCUUGGGGGUGGGGACAUGGGUGAGGGACAGAGCGGCAAGGACAUGACAGAGAUGGAGAUGUCUGAGGGGACACCCAGGGGACAGGCCUGGGCACCAGGACAGGGAGAGGGACAUGGAUGGGGACACUCUGGGGACGUGUGACAAUGGCUUUGGGGGGGGACAGGGCUGUUCAUGGGAACAGGGAUAAUGCACGUGUUUGGGAACCACCACAGCACUCACGGGGUGAAGGUUUGGGCAGGCGCCAGUGCACUAAGUCAGGACUCAGCCACCCCAGUGGUUUCCGGCACCCGACUCUGUGGCCAGGGCUGGUGGGUGCUGAUAGCACCCAGCUCUUCCUGUGCACCCGGGGCGACCCUGGGGCCGGACAUGCACCGGAGGCUUCCCACUGCCCCACUCCAGGCUCCCCCUGCUCCAGUGUGCCAACGACAGGCACGGGUGCACCCAGAGAUGGGUGCUGGCCAAGCACGCUCUGGGCACUGCCCUGGGUGCACCCAUGGGCCCUGCACCUAUCAGCUGUUGUGAUGGGUGCACCCUAAACAGCAGCAUGGCUAUGGGUGCACCUUGGACCUGGGCACAUGCUGGGUACUGUCUUGGGGGAGCACCCGUGGACCCUGCACCCACCAGGCACUGCCAUGGGUGCACUCUGGGCACACGCAGCCAUCAACCACUGCUAUGGGUGCACCCGCAGGCCCUGCAUCCACCAGGCACUGUGGCCGGGAGUGGGGAGGGGCCACAGGGUGCUGAGGGGCCCCAUGCAGGGACCAUCCCAUCCGGGCCAACCCCUCUGUCCCUGUCCCCCUCCCUUAUCAGCGGGGACAGGCGGCGGGUGGUUGUGGGGACGAUGUACGGCAACGUGGCGACGGGCCCGCACGGGCAGGGAUCACCGUGGGUGCCAGCACCCAGCACCCAGGAAGCAUGCAGCACCCUGUGCCCAGCCGAGGAGAACCCCUACGAACCCUUGGACCCUCCGGGUGCCGCACCAAGCCUCCCCCAAGUCCCCGAGCCACCCGCCCUGGCCAAGAGCUGCGGCUCCAGCGUGGCCCGACACCGCAGCACUUCCAGACGGGGGAUCCGGGCUCUCCCACCCAGCUGCUCUGGGUCCAGGCAGGUGCUGGCCACCACUGUGGCCCUGAGUGUCUCGGUAGUCCUCAACGUGCUCCUCCUCACCCUGCACCUGCGGCCAAGUGAGUACUGGGGGCCUUUGGGUGCUCCCAAGGCUGCUGCUGCCCUUGUGGGCAGAGUUAAGGCGAUAGUGCUAUGGGCAGAGUAAAGGUGAUGGCACUGUGGGUAGAGUCAACGUGACAGUGUUGUGGGCAGAGUUAAGGGGACAAUGUUGUGGUCAGAGUUAAGGUGAUGGUGCUGUGGGCAGAGUUAAGGGGACAAUGUUGUGGGCGGAAUUAAGGUGAUGGUGCUGUGGGCAGAGUUAAGGUGAUGACUUUGUGAGCAGAGUUAAGGGGACAGUGUUGUGGGCAGUUACAGUGACAGCACCAUGGGCAGAGUUACGGUGACAGUUCUGCAGGCAGAGUUUAGGUGACAACAUUGUGGGCAGAGUUAAGGUGACAGCCCGAUGUCACCCUGCAGAU
Molecule: messenger RNA, 2256 nt
Organism: Struthio camelus australis
Lineage: Eukaryota; Metazoa; Chordata; Aves; Struthioniformes; Struthionidae
Source: RefSeq, a predicted model, not a curated record